Cuculus canorus (common cuckoo) is the source of this 9687-nucleotide messenger RNA. RefSeq names its product IQ motif and ubiquitin domain containing (gene IQUB). NCBI's taxonomy places the organism in Eukaryota, Metazoa, Chordata, Aves, Cuculiformes, Cuculidae. The transcript is spliced from 11 exons. Gene Ontology annotation, biological process: cilium assembly. Gene Ontology annotation, cellular component: motile cilium; acrosomal vesicle. The record is from RefSeq and is a predicted model, not a curated record. Bases 1673 to 3964 code for a protein of 763 amino acids.
AAUCAGUUCCCAGAAUUUAUUUACAUAAGUUUCCUCCCGUUGACACACACGCUAUCCCUUCUGGGGUCUUCUUCAGGGGUCUCUGGAUGAAGGCUGUAGACCUUCCUCACAGCUGAACUUUUCAACUGUCCUUCUUGUGCAUGUUCUUAAGCCCCUUGGGCACCUCUUCAAGGCUGCAUCUGGUCCUAGCUGGUUCUUCUUUUAUCAUUGUGCUAGUCCUUGUUAUCUGGCUUUAUUAGAUGCAGUCACAUUCUUUCCCAUUCUUUCUAACUGCAGCCUUGUUAAAAGUCCUUAGUUAAGCAUAAGUAUCCAGGAGCAGGCUAGCUAAAAGUUAUUAUUCAAGCUAAUCCUACAUUUCAGUAAUAAAAUCCCCAAAUCUAUGAGUAAUAUUCAAAUAUUAAUAAUAAUAGGUUUAUUCAAAUACAUAAUAGGUUAGCGACUUAUAACAAAUAAUUUCUUCCUUCAAGUGUUUUAAUUUCCACUCAGCAGCUGCAGUUGUCACGGCAGGACUCAGGCCGUCCAGGGGAGGAGAUCCCCCUUUGGCUGGACACAUCACACAGGUUCACGUUGAUGCUUUGGUCCUGCAGCGCCAGGGCUACCAGCGUCUCAACACGCUGACUUUUCUUGAUACCCAGUUUGGGGUGUGAGCACAAGGUUUGGUACCAGCUACGGUAGAAACUGAAGGGGAAAACGGUGUUUUCUUAGAUUAGCGCUACGGGUAAGAGUUCAUCUUCCCCUCGCUGCGGGUGACCACGCAGGACGCCAGGAGCAUCGGUGUCACCACCCGCGGGAGGCGGCGAGCGCAGGCGCUGCGGGGCGGUGGUUGCUAUGGUUACCGAGACGCCACCUCGAGGAGAAGGAGUGGGGGAGAGAGGGUCCCACUGCGCUCCUUGUCCCCUGCUGGUGGCCCCUGUCGCCCUGGAUACCGCCGCACCGCCUUCCUCUUCGCUGCUGGAGGUUUUUUUUUUUUGCCAUGAACAUGGAAUUUGAGCUCUUCCACCCCGUGUUGGUUCAAUGGUGGUGCGGGAAAUCAUAAAGGUGUGCUGUUGGUGAGUAAUGUUGCUCUGUAAAUGCUCUGCACCUACACUGAGCGUUGUGUACCUACAGCGGCUACAGGAAAGGUGGAGAGGGACUGUUUACAAGGGCUUGUAGUGAUAGGACGAGGGGGGAGGGGCAUAAACUGGAGAGGGUCACAUUUAGACUAGACAUAAGGAACAAUUUUGUCACUAUGAGAGUGGUGAGGCGCUGGCACAAGUUGCCCCGGGAAGCUGUGGAUGUGUUCAAGGCCAGGUUGGAUGGGGCUUUGGGCAGCCUGAUCUAGUGGGAGGUGUCCCUGCCUGUGGCAGGGGGGUUGAAACUAGGUGAUCUUUAAGGUCCCUUCUAAUCCAAACUAUUCUAUGAUUCUAUGAGUUAUGCUGACUGCCUCCUGGCAAUGCCAUGCAGUAUUCUUACUGUUAAGGACCAAUGAGAUGCUAAAUGUUUUGGUUUUGGUAGAAGCAAAGACCUCAUAUGCUACUCUAGGUAGGCUACUGGAGAAUAGCUACAGAAAAAGCUUUUUGGGAUAUUAAAUCUCCACGUCUUUGAUGGCGGAAUGUGCUGGUAUGCAGUUUUAAAUAGAUAUUGUGAUUAUUCUUGCAGAAUGGCUAAAAACGUGUGACUGAUGCUUUAGGAAAUGGAUGAUAUAUCAGAUAAUUGCUUUGAAGUUGUUAUAACUGAAAGGUCUGGUGCAAAGCAACCACCUGCAUCCUCACAAAGCAGAGCCAUCGGAGAGGACGAAAACGGGGACUCAGCAGAGAAACCUCCGCUUUCAGAGGUUACAGGCACUGCACAGUCAGAGGAGGGCUGUGAGCAGCAGUCUGCUCUGGAGCAGUCAGUUUUGAGGGAACAGAAACAGUCAGGCUUAGCAGAGUGGGAAAAACCUGGAGAAGAACUGGGCAAUCAAGAAGUGACGGGAAAGAACAAGCAAGAUGUAUUUGUGCCAGAUGCCUCGUUCAGUGCAUCAUCUGAGAACACAUCUCCUGUUACCGGUGAGAAUUAUUCUACUUCACCUGAAGUAAGAAAUUCAGAAAGGGAAGAACAAACAUCUCAAAACUCAGUACCAUCAGAGAAUAUUGCAAAUGGAACAGUAACAGGAAAUACAGUUGAGGAUAAUGAAACUCUUAGGAGAGCUAGAGCUAACUUUGUUGAAACUGUCCAGGCUGAGAAGUCAUGUCUUGGUCAGGAACAUUUUCCUGGAAAAGCAGUUCAACAAGAUUACCACAUGCCUGAAGUCAUAACUGUCAGAGUACAAACAGAUUCUGAUUCAUUCCAAGAUGUAGUUGUAAAAAUUGAAAGACCUACCUAUCAUAAACCAUUUCUGGGUGGAUUUAAGAACAAGAUAACAGGAGUGGAAUUUCAUAAUGCAGGAUCACAAACGAUACCUAAAAAACGACCUGACAAAGGAAUUGAGAUAUUUUGUAGAGAAACACAGACGGUUUUUGAAAAAAAUAAAUCACAACAAACAAGAAAUACCACAUCAACACAGAUGACUAAAAUUGGCCUGUAUGUGUCAAACAGGACUGACAAACUAAUAAGUCCUGGGAAGUAUCUUACAGCGGAUGAAUACCAUAAACGUCGGCUUGAAGCAGUAAUAGUUUUACAGACAUAUUUCCGUCGUUGGCAUGCGAUCAAUGUAGUACAAAAUCUGAGGGAAAAGAAGAGGUUAAGGCUGGAAUGGGAGGCACAAGAAGAGUUACGGAAAAAAAAGGAGAAAGAAGAAAGACUGAGAAGGGAGCAGGAGGGAAAACUGAACCCUAAAACAAAAGAAGACUUUGAGCUACUGUACCAAGCUCUAGAAAUUUGGAAGCAGGAGGAGACUGAACGGAUUAACAGAACUCUUACUGGAGCUGAAAGGAAGGCAGCACUUUGUGGACUUAUGGAACAAGAGGCACAGCUGAUUGCUUCCAUUGGAAGACGCAAACUAAAUGGUGAUGAGGAGAAUCGACAAAAAAUGAUACUGCGCUUUCUGGAUAAGUGUGCACAACCUAGGAGAUGGAGAGCAUAUGAUGGAAAAAUCACUGAGAUGGAUACAUCGUACAGAAUCCAUGCCAGAGAACUGUUUGAAAUCUAUAGCAGCGUUAGCAGGAAUGACAUCCCAAAAGAUGAGAGAAUAAGCGUGCUGUUAACACUCAGGCGUACAGUGGAGAAACAUAAAUGUAAAUUAUCCCAGGAAAUAAUGGAAUUAAUUGACAGGGAAUUUGAUCUUAUGUCAAGAGAGGUGAAAGAAUGCAACUUAGAAGGACUGAGGAAAAGAAUUUGUACAUUAUUUCUACGGUAUAUUAAAACUCCACUGUUUAACCCUGAAGUUCAUAAGAUACUUAAGGUUCCACCAGAUCCCUUAAUGCUUUAUAAUAAUGUUAACUUCUGCUAUAGCUGCGAAAAUUACUUGCCAUCUACUGAGUUUCCUGUUCCUGCUAUUUCCCGCACCAUGGGCAGAUGUCGUUCGUGUUGCAAGCUUGAUAAUGAGGCACGGAAACGAGAAGUAUUUUUCAAGUACAAACUUAUACUAAAAAAUCUCAGGAAGUCUGAAGCUGAUUAUGAGGAUGAUGCUAAAAUUGUUUUCUUAGUUCAGUACCAAGAUCUGCAGUACAUGAUUGAGAAUAUAUGGGGCUGUCAGUCAGCUCUCAGUGCCUGCAGGGACCUCUAUGAUUUGGUUAUGGUCAGAUGGGAUAAGCAGCAUGAGUGGUCUCCAUGGAACACUAUUCUCCUCACUAAAGAUGAGGCAGAUGCUCAUCUUAAACUGUGUAACCUUCAGGAGGCUUAUGAAGCGGCAUUUAUUCACAGAAUAAAACAUAAGCAUAUCCGGGCAAAAAACUACUUUACUCAGAUUCCAGCAAUGGCAUCAUUUUUGCAUAGGAGCAACAAUCAAGUUAAGGCAAAUGAAUUUUUAAUAGCUAAGCCUAUUCCUACUGGUACAAAAACAUAACUCUUAGCAAAGUUAACUGAAGUUAAAGUUAACUGAAUUAUUGAUUAGUACGAUUCCCUUGAUUUUAAAGAAAUGUACUUUUUCAUCAAUACCUUAAUUGUAUCAGAUCAAAAUAAACUUCUGAAGUUAAAAUAAUUUGAUCUUGACCAGUCAAUGUAACUGCAUCACAUGUCUUGUAACCUCAUUAUUUGAAAAGUAAAAUAUUACUGUUGAGCUUUGUAAAUUCUAAAUUUUUGGAGCAAUGCCUGUCUUUCUGUGUAUGCCUGUGUUGCUUGGAACAUUUUGUCUGUAGUGUAAUAUUCCUGUUGGGAAAAUUUAGUGAAUUCUUUGUCAACUUCUAAUUAUAAUAAUAAUAAUACCAUAAACACUGUAUUAUAUUUAUUUCUUUUGUCUUAAGCAUAGAAGGCAGAAAACCCCUCAAACCCUACAUUCCUACAGAACAAUAAAAUUGAUAUAAAAUAUAGCUGCUUUGCCUUGCAAAAAUUUGUGCAAAAGAAUAACUUCUUAUAGCACAUCUUGAUGGUCAUAGUAGAACUGCCAGCAUCUAAUUAUUGUAUCCAAGAUCUUGAAAUCAUUGUAAAUCAGAUUUAUAAUUUCAAAUAUGCAAUGCAGACUGUUGGAAAUGUUUAUUUUUUGAGGAGCUUAUGUCAUUUAAAUUGGAAGUCAAUUCUCCCCAUAAACUUAUUUAAUCAUGUUUAUGUUUGUUUAUACUUAAAGAGAAAAAAUAUGAUAUGGUGUGCAUAUGGCCAGCCAUACAGUUUUUUUUACCCAGCAAAGAAAUACACCCAUCCAAGCUGUGAGCAGCCGGGUUCUCCAGGAGUAUGAUGUGGGAAAUGGUGUCAAAGGCUUUACAAAAGCCUAGGUAGACAACAUUCACAGCCUUUCCCUCAUCCACCAAGCAGGUCACCUUGUCAUAGAAGGAAUGUACAGAAUCAUGGAAUAAUUCAGGAAAAAAAGUUUUUUAUUUUGAUAGAGUAUGUUGUCUCUCAUCCUUUACCAUGCUGCUAUCAGGUUUUCCCCAAGCCUUCUUUCCUCCAGGCUGCACAAGCCCAGUUCCCUCAGUCUCUCCUCAUGUGUCAAAUACUUCUCCAUGAGCUUCUUGAUGGACCUGUAUUGAACUUACUCCAGUUUAUUAAAACCUUUCUUGAUUUGAGGGGCCCAAAACUGACACAGUAUUACAGAUUUAUGCUUGAAGUGUUCUAGAUUCUCUAUUCCCUCAAGUAUUCUCAAGCAAACUAGUGGGUUUUUUUGGUUCGCUAAAGAAUUGUGCAGAUGCAAUUUUUUUUUGUUUAUGCAGAAGUCUAGAAAGUUAUCUAGUCCCUGAUAACAGCAGUGCCGUUUAAUCACACUGUGAAAGCCCUUGUAUAAAAAAUAGCCAUAAUAGAGAACUGGAUACUUCACCAGUAUUUGAGAUGUGGCCAUCCACAAAAUAAGUGACUACCUGUAUAAAGUGAAAGCUGAUAUCUUUCUCCAAGUCAAUGUACAAGAACAGCUUCUGAAAGCAUAGAACUUCAAUAUUUUGGAGAACAUGAGGUAUUGAAAGAGAGCCAUUGAAAAAAUGGAAAAAAAAUGCUAUCAGUAUUUUAGAUAUGUGAUUGAAUCCUUUUGUUAAGGAAAAUUCAAGGAAAGCCAAUAUAAUUAGAAAAUGAGUUAAUAAUUAUUUUUAAAAUCUAGCAUAAUUGGAAUUAGUGUAAAAUCUUUCAUAUUAGUUUCUAACUGCUGCAUUGAUCAUAAAUGUUUUGCUGAUAUUCUUACUGAAUUUAAAACCAAUUACUUUUUAACACUUUUUAUCUAUUGCAUUUAUAAUUGUAUUGGGUUUUGAAAAGGAAUUAAUUUAAAACUUUCCAGUAAUAGCUCCUGUUUAUGUACCUUACAAAUCAUAUUUUGAAAGGUACUGGACAAGUAUGAAGAAUGAAAGCAUUCUGUGUGUUAGACAGUGGCAAAUACUGGAAAACCUGACUGAAUAGAUCGGUGUCGGAUUAAAGAUACUGUAUUUCCCAGGGAAGUUGUGGCUGUCCCCAUCCCUGGAGGUGUUCAAGGCCAGGUUGGAUGGGGCCUUGAGGAGCCUGGUCUGGUGGGACACAUCCCUGCCCAUGGCAGGGGGUUGGAACUAGAUGAUCUCUAAGGUCCCUUCUAACCCAAACCAUUCUAUCAUUCUAUGAUUUCUAAAGUCAUUGUGUUUUAUCAGAAAAAGAAAACUGUUCAGAUAAAAGGUUUGUCUGAUAAAAUCUGUUUCUAUUAGAACUCAGUAAAUUCUUUAGAAGUACAGCUGAUCAUCUUUGCUUGAAUUUCAGUGAGUUACUCACAAGAUGGUUUUGGAAUCUGUUGGUAAAAAGGCCUCUGCUUUGGAUCCUAGACCUUUCCAGGAUAAUGAGAACAAAUGAUUGCAAAGUGUCACUUCCUCUUCAAAGGAAAAUAGGCUAAGGUGAAAUUCUAACCUUCUGUCUUCACUUCUGAGAAGUGGCUAAUGUGAUAGGCUUUAAACUCUUAUAAAUCAUACCUUAGAGGUUGAGUCUGUAAGUCCACACUCUUGACAAACUGAUGAGAAAUGCUGGGUUCGCCUCAAGUCUUUCUGAGAUGUAGAUACUCACUACCACGAAAAAGGGGAUUAGUCUUUAUAGCUUAUAUUUCUGAUUCUGCACUAGCAGAGAGAUGUGGUCAAUUAACACUGCAGCUUACCUCACAGGACUCUUGUAAACAAGACUACCAAGCAUGAAGCUAAAUUUGCCUUCUAACCACCUCCAACACCAUUGGUAAUCUAUUUCAAGAGGGAAGAGAUCUGACAUUUUUCUCACAUCCAUAAUUGGGUAAUAUGUUAAUCUGGCAAAGAAACUUAUAUAUUUUGGCUCCCCACUCCCAAGAGGAGUCCAUGCUUUUUCCAGGAUGUAAAUUUCCCUACUUAUAUCUCAAAGGAAGAAGAACUCAGAGUAAUCGUUUCCUCCACCUCCUUACCCCAAAAAAAUGUCCCAAUGAACAAAGUAUUAAUUCCCUUCUUAGAUAAUAAAAUUAUUGCAAAAGUGAUAAAACAGGAUAAUAAAUUAAUACGUGAGGGUAGCAAAGUUGUUGCGGACCAGUAUCUGUCAUAUGGAAAAUACUUUGUCAAUGGGAAAUUACACUAAUACUAAUUGGCAUUAAAGAAAAAAGAAAUCAUUCAGAGCUUAGAUUCUUUCAAUUAUUAUUUUUUUUAAAAGACCUAAAUUUGAAUAUGUCUAUUACCUGAGCUGGAAGGAGAGGUUCUUUAGUAGUAGGUUCUUCUGCUGUAGUACUAUGUUAGGUCCCAAACCUAUCACUCAAGCAUCAAAUUUAUGUUCAAGAUGGAUUGCACUUAUUUUUGUCACCUAUGUUCUAGCUUAUCUUGCACUGUAAAUUAUCCUUGUUACAACAGUCAUACCUUCUAGCCUGACUUACAGUCCUAAAUUUACCUUCAUCUCACAUAAAUCUGGCACACACACUUCUUUUUUAUUCAAUUUAUUUUAUAUCAGGAAUGUAAAAUUUGGAUAUUGAGAGGGUUUUUUUUCUUUCUUUUUAAAGGAAAGGAUUCAUAAGCAAAAGAGGUUAAGCAUCCAUCAUCUUGGUCUUUUCUCUUUAUUUUUUGAGUCCUGUAUUCCAACUUUGACAUGAUAAGAAAUAUAUAGGAUACGUGAUAGCCAUACAAUUGUAAAAGAAAGCGUGUAUAAAUCCAGAGGGAUGAGGAGUAGAGUACACAGUAUGUCACAGUAUGUCAAUAUUAUAGCUUUUCUUAAUAAAAUUAUUUUAAUUAUGUGGAGAUACAGGGUAAUAUAACUUCAGUGCAGUUUCAUAAUGAUUUCACAGUCUGAGUUUCAGUAUUUUGAAAUCACACAGAAUCACAGAAUCACAAGGUUGGAAAGGACCCAUUGGAUCAUCGAGUCCAACCAUUCCUAGCACUCCCUAAACCAUGUCCCUCAGCACUUCAUCCACCCGUUCCUUAAACACCUCCAGGGAAGGCGACUCUACUACCUCCCUGGGCAGCCUGUUCCAGUACCCAAUGACUCUUACUGUGAAGAAUUUUUUUCUGAUCUCCAACCUGAACCUCCCCUGACGGAGCUUCAGGCCAUUCCCUCUUGUCCUGUCCCCUGUCACUUGGGAGAAGAGGCCAGCUCCCUCCUCUCCACAACCUCCUUUCAGGUAGUUGUAGAGAGUAAUAAGGUCUCCCCUCAGCCUCCUCUUCUCCAGGCUAAACAACCCCAGCUCUCUCAGCCGCUCCUUGUAAGACUUGUUCUCCAGCCCCUUCACCAGCUUUGUUGCUCUUCUCUGGACACACUCCAGAGCCUCAACAUCCUUCUUGUGGUGAGGGGCCCAGAACUGAACACAGUAUUCGAGGUGCAGUCUCACCAGUGCUGAGUACAGAGGCAGAAUAACCUCCCUGGACCUGCUGGUGACCCCAUUUCUGAUACAAGCCAAGAUGCCAUUGGCCUUCUUGGCCACCUGGGCACACUGCUGGCUCAUGUUGGAUUUAAAAAAAAUGUUCAUGUGCAAGCAAUUCUAAACCUGGACUCAUGAUCACAUAUGGGUUCUCAAGGAAAAAAGCCCUUUGGGAAACGCAGCUGUAAACUGUAUGUGCUUUUGUGUGUCCUGACAGACAUCAAUUGAAAGCGUUUUUAGGUUUCUGCUGAAUGAUAAAAGAACCAAUGUGAUCUCAUCUCAUUUUAAUUAAAGCAAAGAAAGAAAACUUAUUGAAAAAUCUCUUUGAAAUAGGUAUAUUUUUCUUAUCAUUUGGCAAAAGAAUCUUUCGGUUUAAUAGUGAAGGAGAAAAGAAAAAGGAGAAAAUAUGUGUAGAUGCAUUUGUGAGCCAAAUUUACUGAGGGAGGCAAAUUAAAAUCUUAGUAAAUAGGUUCUUCUUAUUCUUUUUUUCCAAAACUUCCUUCACUUCAGUUGUUCACAGAGAGUGGUUUGUGGAGAAAUACUAAAAAGGAAAAUUCAUUUUGUUUUCAGCUAAAAGGGAUAAUCUAGUUUUUGGAAUAUUACCAGCUGGAAAGAGGCAGGGACAAUAUGUCUUUCUUUCCUAAUUCUCUCUUUUGUAUUAGCUUCUCUUUUGUUUUCUUCAACCUCUCUUAAGUCAGCCAUUUCAGAUGCCAGAAAGCAGGAAUCUCUUACAUGACUUAGGCUUUUUUUUUCCAGGGUGUCCGCAGUUGCGUAUAAACUUGUACAAGAAAUUGCACGUGCCAACAGUGGAAUUUUUGAAACACUGUAAGUUCUCUAGCCCUCUGAAAAUGCUCUACAAUAACAAAGUUGAGUACUAGUCACCCUUCUAAAGAAUGAAAGCCAUCGCAGUCUGAGAAGGUACGGGCUUAGUGGAAUAAAAGUGUAGCAGUAAUGAACUAUUUCUCUAGACCGCCAACUGCAAUGCAGUUCUAGCAGGUUCUGCAAAAUAAAAAGUUUAAUUGGAAAUUCUGUGAUUCUUUUAGUAGUCUGUGGUGCCUGAUCCCUGCCCCCCACUUCCUUUUCUUAGCAGAUCUAGACUGGGUGGAGGCUGCAGCAAACCGAAGUGAGCUCUGCCCAGUAAAACAACCACAAGCAGCGUACCAAAGCAAGCUCUGUGCAACGAGAAGCUGAAAGAUCUCGCUUUGCCUGCAGUUUGUGGUGUUCUUUACAGGCUAUUGCUUUUGGAUUGCUGUUAGGAAUUGUGGGUAGGUAAAACAACCCAACACAAGCUGAAUUUAGGACAGAAUUGGUUGAGGAUCUCACUAGUCUGGUGACAUCCU